Molecule: messenger RNA, 1116 nt
Organism: Parastagonospora nodorum SN15
Lineage: Eukaryota; Fungi; Ascomycota; Dothideomycetes; Pleosporales; Phaeosphaeriaceae
Exons: 3
Coding region: 1-1116 (371 amino acids)
Biological process (GO): tRNA wobble adenosine to inosine editing
Molecular function (GO): RNA binding; tRNA-specific adenosine-37 deaminase activity
Source: RefSeq, a predicted model, not a curated record
AUGACCUUCAGUGCAGAUGCCAUCGCAGACUGCGUCCUUGCAACCUUCGACCAGCUGCCCGACAAGCGUAAGCCGCGACCCCGCAAUGAUGGUUCCAAGGAAUGGGUCCCGCUCGCAGGCAUCGUCUUAUCAAAGGGUAACCUCUUCUGUUGCAUCCGGCACGCACUGUGGCUUACGCUCAUCGCUCCAGUGAAGACGACAAGCUCUCCUGCGUCUCUUUGGGCCCACGGCAACAUCUUGCAUGACUGGCACGCAGAAGUGCUCGCAAUACGGACAUUCAAUCGCUUCCUGCUGGACCAAUGUCUCCUCGUCUCAACCCCACCAUACCCAUCCUCACCAUGGAUACGCCAACGACCUGACACCGAGCAUGCCGAGCAUGAACAACAACCCUUUACCAUCCGCGAAGAUGUCCAAAUCCACAUGUACUGCUCCGAAGCCCCCUGUGGCGACGCAAGUAUGGAACUAGUCAUGAAUGCCCAAGAAGACGCUACACCAUGGACGAGUGCGCCUCCCACGAUAUCAGCAGCGUCUUCCAAUGGAGACAGCGAAGCAGCUCUACGCGGCCGCUCAAACUUCUCCCACCUCGGCGUCAUCCGCUGUAAACCCUCCCGCCCUGACGCCCCGCCUACCCUAACAUGUGAACGUGCCUUCACCACCAAGGGACGCAUGAAAGACAUGAGAAGUGAAGAAUGGAAAGGAGGUUAUCGAUGGUCCGAAUUCGACCCCAAACCAACAGAUCGAGAAUUCAAAUGGAGUCGCCGGAACAUCGCCUUAGGCGAGAAAGCUGUGGCGAGUAACCUCAGCGCCGUGUGGAGUCCUACAUGGCAGGAAUCGCUCAUCGGAGGCGUACUGCAGGGACGCAAGCAGUUGGAUCCCAGGGGCGCGAGUGCGAUUUGCCGGAGGAGUGUGUGGAAAACGGCUAUACAAGUCGCUGCAUUGGCGGGUGUGCCUGCGCUGAGCCAAGUCCUUGGGAAGCGAACGUACGCGGACAUGAAAGGAGACGAGACAUUCGAAGCGAGGAAAAAAGUCAAAGCCGACGUCAAAGCCAAUGGCUUGAAAGGUUGGCUACAAAACAGCGGCGACGACGGAUUCUCGUUAGAAAUCGGGGUAUCAUAG